GGCUAUUCAAAAUGAAGCUAGCUUUAACUAGCCUGUCAGUUGUCCCAUUUUCGAGCGAUGGCGUCUAAAACGGCCGCAGGUCGUGCUCGUAAAGUUAAUUUCUGGACUUCCCAGGACAGGAAACUUUAUCCCUGCCACUUCGCGCCAGACAGGCUGGGAAACCAGCUGAAACGAGAGGAGGCGCCGCAUCUCGGACCCGGCAGCUAUGAAGUCCAUAAGUUUGGCACCAUCAUGUAUGACAUACAGACGAAACCCGAGAGCAAGAGAGGAUAUGUUCUCGCUGCCAGGACUGCCCCCCGCUUUCCACCUUUUAACAAGAACCAGUUGACCCCUUCGUCUCAGCAGUACCAGCCGGAUCAAAGCCAGUCAAGAGUUCCUCCUCCUGGCACGGCGCCGUUCGGUUCAAACGCGCACAGAUUCAAAGAGACGUCGCAUCCUGCGGGUGACAGCCCCGGGCCUGGGACGUACUCUCAGGAUGCAGUCACGAACCGGAAGGUGAGCUGGCCCAUGUGCUUUGGGAGACCCGACUGGUCCAAUCUGCCUCAGCUGGAGAAAAAGGCUCUCAGGGUGGAGUUAACCAGUGACAAGGAGUUUGUUAAACAGAGGAGCAGACUGGCGUAUCUGAGUUUAUACUAUUAACUCCACAGCUGAGGCAUGAAAAUACAUCACAACACCGCAUGGA
This is a messenger RNA of Fundulus heteroclitus (mummichog), 682 nucleotides long. RefSeq names its product protein pitchfork. Bases 58 to 639 code for a protein of 193 amino acids. The transcript has 5 exons. Gene Ontology annotation, biological process: regulation of cell projection organization. NCBI's taxonomy places the organism in Eukaryota, Metazoa, Chordata, Actinopteri, Cyprinodontiformes, Fundulidae. Gene Ontology annotation, cellular component: ciliary basal body. The record is from RefSeq and is a predicted model, not a curated record. Gene Ontology annotation, molecular function: cytoskeletal protein binding.